Betta splendens (Siamese fighting fish) is the source of this 3355-nucleotide messenger RNA. It is a transcript of the gene p2rx2, whose product is annotated as purinergic receptor P2X, ligand-gated ion channel, 2. Gene Ontology annotation, biological process: monoatomic cation transmembrane transport; response to ATP. Bases 348 to 1595 code for a protein of 415 amino acids. The record is from RefSeq and is a predicted model, not a curated record. Gene Ontology annotation, molecular function: purinergic nucleotide receptor activity; ATP binding; extracellularly ATP-gated monoatomic cation channel activity. The transcript is spliced from 12 exons. Gene Ontology annotation, cellular component: nuclear inner membrane; plasma membrane. NCBI's taxonomy places the organism in Eukaryota, Metazoa, Chordata, Actinopteri, Anabantiformes, Osphronemidae.
AUGCGCGAUUGCAUACAGUAUUUCUGCAAAAUUGACAAUUUGAAUCCUUUGACAAAACGAGAAAAGUACAAAGAUUUUCAACCUAUGUAUGAGCAUAGCUUUCUGUGCAGAUCAGUUUAAUCAGAUUUAACAUAAUAAUAAAUCCAAACACAAAUCAGAAUGUACUAUGCAUGAGUCAAGUCCAUCUGAACCCCACCCCCUUUCCAUCUUCCUGACUCUCAUUGAUGUCAGGGAUGCUUGAGGGAGAUGCAAACUAGGAGCUGAGUAGGAGCAGAGAUUUGGAAAUAUAUAUAUUUACACAGUCUGAAAAACAAAGAGAUAGCAUAGAAAAAACUGCAUCUGAGGACAUGUGUGAAGCAUUUUAUAAGUUCGCUAUGGGGCUACGUGAGUUUCUAAAGGACUAUUUUCUGGGUUUCUGGGACUACGAGACCCCAAAGGUGAUGGUGGUUAAAAACAGAACUUUGGGAGUCAUUUACAGAGCUGUUCAGUUUCUUGUGAUCACCUAUUUCAUCUGGUAUGUCUUUAUAAGUCAGAAAGCAUAUCAGGAGAGUGAAAACCGCCCUGAGAGUUCAGUUUACACUCUCAUGAAAGGAAUAGCAGCUCACGGAGAUGACAUCCUGGACAUGGUGGAGUAUGCUCAACCCUCAGAGGGUGGUGACGUUAUUAGUACAAUCCUGAGGAGGGAAGUCACGUAUAACCAGACACAGGGCACUUGCGCUGAGUCUUUCAACGUUGACAAUGUCAACUGUACGACUGACUCUGACUGUGUCCAAGGCGAGGUUAACUUUGACGGCCACGGAAGAAGAACUGGCCGAUGUGUUCCGUACUACAACCACACCUUUAAAACCUGUGAGAUCCAAACGUGGUGUCCUAUCGAGGAGUAUGCAGCAGUACGAGAAACAGCUUUGGUGGAGGCCAUUAACUUCACAGUGUUCAUCAGGAACUCCAUCCACUUUCCCAAGUUUAAAGUACUGAGGGGGAAUAUCAAGGAUGCUUCUAAUAAACGUAACCUGCAUAAAUACCUCAAUAAGUGUCAUUACCACGAGGAGAAGGAGCCCUACUGCCCCAACUUCCGUUUGGGCUUCAUUGCAGAUCAAGCGAGGGAGAACUUCAGUGAGCUCUGCAAAACUGGGGGAGUGAUUGGGGUUUUCAUCAACUGGAACUGCAACCUGGACCUGGACCCUUCAAACUGCAAACCUACGUACGCCUUCCGUCGGCUUGACCUCCGAAAGGAUCAGGCCAACUCUGGCUACUAUUACAGGUUUGCCAAAUAUUACAGUAAGGAUGGAGUCGAGUCUCGGACCCUCAUCAAGGCCUAUGGCAUGCGUCUGGAUGUCAUAGUUCAUGGACAUGCUGGAAAAUUUAGUCCCAUCCCAACCAUCAUCAGCACAGUCACCGCCAUGACCUCAGUUGGGAUUUGUACCAUUAUCUGUGACUGGAUCAUGCUGACGUUUAUUGACAAGAAUGAAGUUUACAGUGAGAGAAAGUUUGAUGAAAUUGCCAAAGAACCUCCAGUGCCCAAGUCCACAGAGCUGAGCUACAUGAGCAGCUUCGGCUCAAACCACUCAGACCUGUCGGACGGCGUCCCACUGUGAUGCUGCCUCGGUAAUCGGUGAGAGUAUGAAGACUCUAAUCCAUCCGAUGACCGUGGCACAUCUGAGGCACUUCUCAGGUGCAACAGCUCAGUGACAGACCAGCGCCUGUGCUGUGCUGCUGCUGGAUGGAAGGAAACGGACAGGGACAGGCAGCAAGAAAGAUGGAUCACUCUUCUUAAAUUCUAGCUAAUCCAAACUAAUUUGUUUAUAGCAAAACAUACUCGUCAGCAUCAUGACAAACGUAUUUACAAACCAUUGAAAGUGUCCCCGUGUGCUGUAUCCAUUUAACCUAAAUGCCAGACGCAUUAUGCUGCUGGUGCCUUUGUAAAAUCUGCAUUAUUACAACCCUGCACCGUGUUUAAAGAUGCUGUGACUCAUCUUGUUUAUCUCAACCUGAGACGAUGCAGGAGGAAACCACAAGGAGACAAAUGAGCAGAGCGUUGGAUUAGUAAUCAAAUAACGCACACAUUUCCCAUAAAAUGGUUCCUCUAACAAGGUUGUGGGGGAAGUGUGAAUCCAUCUGGACGCCUGAGAGCACUACAAACGUCAGCGGUUAAGAAAGAUUUGAGACUCCAGCGUAAUGGGCCGAUACCUGAGAUGAUGGAUGCACAAUGGACCGUUCCAGUUAAGAAACAGUGUUGACACUGAGAGACGAAAUAACAUAUUAGUCAAGACAGUGGUUGUUUUAGUAUUUUGCUAGAUUUGCUGUUUGAUUAGAAGAUUAGAAGCUAAAGAACUGUAGUGCUGUAGCCUCACAGCUUUCUUUCCUCCUUUUGUCAGUCGACAAAAGGAGCCUGUGUCAGUGAGAAGCUCUAGAGAGCCAACCUAAUUGUGCCUGAGCCAGUCUGAAAUGUGAUUAUUCGUCUGGGAGAUGAGCAGGCAAAGUGAGUCAUGAGAUGGGCAACGAGGUUAAAAUGAUGGAGGUGCAGCACAAGUUAGGGUUAUUGGAAGCCGCGCUUCCCUGAGCACCCUGUAAGACCACUAAAAUACUCCGCUAGCUAAAAUAUUCAAACUCUCAGAUGUAAACAGGAGGCUAUUACAGUACAUUUUUAUGCAAACAGCAAAUGAAAGGGUGAAUGAAGAAAACAAGCCCCCCAAAAAACAGACAGUAAGCACAAUAUGUACACAGAUGGUAACUUUAAUUGUUAUAAAAGAAAGGAUCCAGACCAAGCUCAGUUACAUUUAAAAAAAUAUUUAUUAACAGUAAAAAGUAGACAUUCAUAAACUUACAAAAUUUAAUAUGGCACAAUCACAAAUCCCAACACCCAGUAGGUCAUUAACAGAAAUAAUGCUGGAUGAGUGUUGGACCUCUGUGGCGGUGGUGACUUCUAGCGAGAACUCCGGCUGAUCUGUGGACUCAUGACGAGCAGCCACUCAAUGGUCUGCUCCAGGAACCUCAUGUUGUAGUGGGAUGCUAUGUUCCGAAACACUGCAAUCUGCUCAGAGAAGGUCUUCACACAGGAAAACACAGGACAUAUAUAUGAGAGGAGAACAGAUUCAAACAAAGACAUGUCACAUAAUCAAUAGAAACCUUGGCUGAGAAAGUGAGGUCAAAGUCUCCGGCACAUCCACAGUAGAGGGGCAUGUUCGCUUCCUUCACCCCUUUACAUUUGGCACAGACCUACAAGCAAGGGAGACAUUAUGUUGAGAUGAACACGGGUACAGUAAUUGUGGCAAUUAACUAUAUCAUAGCAACCAGUUACUGUAGUUAAUUUCCUCCUAGGUGAUACUGAUAAUAAACUAAAUAUUGCUCAGAAGAA